UCAGCCACGUAAGAUUGACAAUGACGUUUGUGGUUGCAUUUUCUUUAACAGUUCAUUAAAAAAAUGCACAAAGUUUUAGGUUUCUAGAGUUUUUUUAUUUAACAUAAAUAGUGAAAUAAUAUUAAUUUUAAAAUGUAUCAUCAACAACCUGAACAAAGCUUAUCAAAUGGGAUGGAUCCACAGUUUGAGAAUAGGAAAGAUAAGGUUCAACAGUUAAUCAAUGGAGUCCAUUCUGCACAUUCAUCAAGAAGUUCAUCGCCUUCUCUUCGUUUGGGUCACAUACCGUCAUCACAACUUCCACCAAGCAGGUCUAUACCCUCGUCACAGUUGCCUCCUUCCCGUUCCCCAAUUACGGCCAUCACACAGAAAGUCGCUGGACUAGAUAUUACAAGUCAAGGUGGGCCUACAGUCACAAAAUUUAGUACAUCAACACCUAACAUUCAAAGUCCGGUAGGAUUUAGACAAAAUGGAGCAUUUUCACCUAUUACAGUGCCAAAACAAAAUAUAUCACAACCUAGUGCAGAAUUAGAGAAUGUGCCUCUAACAAGUAGUAGCAGUUCAUCAGAGAGUGUAAAAAAACCUAUAAAUAUGGUUACAAGUUCCAUACAGCCUGGUCCGGUUAUUUCUCGAACUACUACUUCUGGUAGUUCUAACCAAGUAAGUUCUGCGUCUCAGUACCAAACAACAAAUUUUAUGGAGCAACGGAUAUAUUCGAAUCAGUUUAUUCCAAGUCCGGCUGUUUCAUAUAAUCAACCCUAUCAGAAUCCACCUCCGCAAAAACCAAUCACUUCAGUUCCUCCACAAGGUCCAGUUAUUCAAAAUAAAAAUCUAACGACAGGAAUAUCUUACCCACCAACUCAACAGAAUCCGCUAAAUCGUCCGCCUCAAGUCUCUCCAUUUACAGCCAACCAAAGUGGACAAAGCUAUGCAAACGUGGGACCAUAUUCUCAACCAAGUACUUUGAAUGUUCCUGGCGACAUACGAAAUUUUAAUUCCACCACUAAUGUUUCACCUCAGUAUUUACCCAUAAACAACAAUCAGUUUAGACCUCCUAAUGUUCCUCCAACAAAUGUAUAUCAACCUCAACUGGGUCAAAAUAGCGGACCCCCAACAUCACAGAAUUUAACGACACAGAAAACAAACGUACAUUCAAAUAGAUAUCCAGUACCAGCAGCAAACAUGAAUAUGCCACCGCAGAACUUCCAACAGGCUCAGCAACCCUAUCAGAAUAAAAUCCCUGUUCAACAACAGCAAAUGCCUCCACAACCAUCAAAUAUUUAUGCGCAGCCACAGAAUUCAUAUUUGACUCAGCCUCAAAACAACUACAAUUCCCAACAGCCCUUGCAAAACCAAUACCAAGGAGUUGCCCAGGCAGGAUUUAACAAAUUUUGGGGUAUGGAAAAUUUCGAUUUACUCCAAAUUCCAAACAUUUUGCCGCAGAUGAAAGAAAAAGCCCCUCGAAUUCACUUGGGACAAGAAGCUCUAGACCAAGCAAAUUGCAGUCCUGAUAUAUUUCGCUGUACAAUGGCGAAGAUCCCUGAAAAUAAUUCUCUGUUACAAAAGUCGAGGCUUCCGUUAGGUGUAUUAAUACAUCCUUUUAGAGAUCUAAGUCACUUGCCGGUAAUUCAGUGUAACGUUAUAGUUAGGUGUCGAGCAUGCCGUACUUAUAUAAAUCCAUUUGUAUUUUUUGUCGACAGCAAAAGAUGGAAAUGUAAUUUGUGCUAUAGAGUGAAUGAAUUGCCAGAAGAAUUUCAGUAUGACCCUGUAAGUAAAACUUACGGAGACCCAUCCAGAAGACCCGAGAUAAAGUCGAGUACAAUAGAAUACAUCGCUCCUGCCGAAUAUAUGCUGAGGCCACCUCAGCCUGCUGUGUAUCUAUAUCUAUUAGAUGUUUCACGGUUGGCGAUUGAAAGUGGCUAUUUACAUUCUGUCUGUAAUAUUUUACUAGAGGAGUUAAAAAAUUUGCCAGGAGAUGCUAGAACUCAAAUAGGGUUUUUAGCUUAUGAUUCGGCCUUACACUUUUAUUCAUUCGCCGAAGGAUUAAGCAGACCCCAUGAAAUGACUAUACUGGACAUUGAGGAUGUGUUUCUUCCUACACCAGAUAAUUUGCUUGUCAAUUUAAAAGACAAAAUGGAAUUAGUUGCGGAACUACUUUCCCAAUUACCGACGAGGUACAACGGUACUUUUGACAACAACUCCGCUUUAGGUGCCGCUUUACAAGUAGCGUAUAGAAUGAUGACAGCCACAGGAGGUAGAGUAACAGUUUUCCAAGCUUCUCUUCCCAAUAUUGGACCUGGUGCUUUGACUGCAAGAGAGGAUCCUUCUCAAAGAGCAUCGGUGGAAGUAUCGCAUUUAAACCCUGCCAAUGACUUUUAUAAAAGGUUAGCUCUAGAGUGUAGUGGCCAACAGAUAGCUGUAGACUUGUUCGUUGUUAAUUCUACGUAUGUUGAUAUAGCUACGAUAUCCGGAAUAAGUAGGUUUAGUGGGGGAUGCAUUCACCAUUUUCCUCUUUUCAAAAUAACGAAGACUGUAGAUUGUGAGAGUUUCGAAAGAUGUUUCCGACGAUACCUAUUAAGGAAAAUAGGUUUCGAGGCCGUUAUGAGAAUAAGAUGCACAAGAGGAUUAUCCAUCCAUACUUUUCAUGGCAAUUUCUUUGUACGAUCCACAGACUUAUUGUCCCUGCCUAAUAUUAAUCCGGAUGCCGGUUUUGGUAUGCAAGUUGCUAUAGAAGAGAGCCUGUCUGAUGUGCAGACGGUUUGCUUCCAAGCGGCUUUAUUGUACACGUCCAGUAAAGGUGAACGUAGAAUAAGAGUACAUACUAUGUGCCUCCCUGUUGCUUCUACCUUGCAGGACAUAAUUCACUCUGCUGACCAACAGUGCAUCGUGGGAUUGUUAUCUAAAAUGGCUGUUGAUCGAUCGAUGCAAUCUAGUCUUUCAGAUGCCCGAGAGGCAUUUAUCAACGUAGCAAUAGAUAUAUUAACCAGUUACAAGAUGUCUCAAAAUUUGAGCACUCCUAUAUCUGGAUUAAUAGCACCCAACUGCCUGAAACUGCUACCCCUGUAUAUAUCGGCACUUCUUAAACAUACCGCUUUUAGAACUGGUACAACCACAAGGGUGGAUGACAGGAUUAAAGCGAUGAUCGACAUGAAAACGAAGCCUUUAUACAUUUUAAUUCAAAUGAUAUAUCCUGAUUUAUACCCGAUUCAUGAUUUAGAAAACCAGCAACUUAUUCUGAACGCGGAGGAAGAACAGGUUUCUGUGCCGCCUAGGCUGCAUUUAUCGGCCAGAUCUUUAGAUAAUAAGGGUGCAUUUUUAUUGGACAUGGGUGAACAUAUGGUUAUAAUGGUGCUACCAAAUGUUUCAUCAGAAUUUUUAAACGAAGUCUUAGGUGUUCCCUCUUACGACACCAUUUCUGACCAGAUGUUUGAAAUUCCUGUUUUAGACAACCCCAGAAAUCAAAGACUUCAUAAUUUUGUUAACUAUUUAAAUGAAGACAAACCAUUUGCAGCUACAAUACAAGUGAUAAGAGACAAUAGUCCGAAUAGAGUUUUGUUUUUGGAACGGUUAAUUGAGGAUCGUGUUGAGAACGCUCUUUCUUAUCAUGAGUUUCUGCAACAUUUAAAGACUCAAGUGAAGUAAGCAUAAUCAUACAAGGGAUAAAUUCUUUUUCAUAAUCAUGUUUAAUUUAAUGCAAAUUUAUUGCUCAAUAAAAUUUGAAAGUGGA
Molecule: messenger RNA, 3724 nt
Organism: Anoplophora glabripennis (Asian longhorned beetle)
Lineage: Eukaryota; Metazoa; Arthropoda; Insecta; Coleoptera; Cerambycidae
Gene: Sec24AB
Product: protein transport protein Sec24A
Exons: 2
Coding region: 133-3639 (1168 amino acids)
Biological process (GO): COPII-coated vesicle cargo loading; endoplasmic reticulum to Golgi vesicle-mediated transport; intracellular protein transport
Cellular component (GO): COPII vesicle coat; endoplasmic reticulum exit site
Molecular function (GO): SNARE binding; zinc ion binding
Source: RefSeq, a predicted model, not a curated record